Messenger RNA from Anopheles arabiensis, 3835 nucleotides. RefSeq lists its product as uncharacterized. Lineage: Eukaryota; Metazoa; Arthropoda; Insecta; Diptera; Culicidae. The record is from RefSeq and is a predicted model, not a curated record. Bases 33 to 3809 code for a protein of 1258 amino acids. Gene Ontology annotation, biological process: mitotic cell cycle. The transcript has 4 exons.
UGGUGAUACAAAACGGCCGGAUCGCAUCGAAAAUGCAGCGUGUGAUGUUGGAUCAGAGUGGCGUCACACUUUCGCCCAAACAAAAGCGCCUAUCCGUCGGGUUCGGGGCCGGGUCUUCGGUACAGAUUCACAAAACGGCCACACCGCCCGCCAUGCAGCAACGCUCCUCGGUGUCGACGCACAGCGAGUCGAAAGUGGUUUACGACGAUGGUGCCACUCCCGGUAGAAGGAAGAGCCUGCACGAGGCGCUACUGAUGCGUCUCCUAUCGACACCGAGCGAUGAGCCGCUGUUUCAGCGUAGCUCAUCGGACGCACCCGAAUCGCAGCGUACGGCGGACGAUUCCUUCGACAGCUGCCUGUCCGGAAGAAGCUCACCGUUUGAACUGGAUCUGCUGCACCAAACACCGGAUGCGAUGCGAUGCAAUACUCCGCCGGCGGUCGAAUCGGUCCAGCCGCCCAACCGCCAUCUGCAACUGCUGAUGCGUGAUUACAACAGUCCUUCAGCGACGGCUAGAUUGCGGGCAGUGCGUGCCCUGAAUUCCGUCUCCAAGCGCAACGCGUACGGCAACUUCGAUGUGUCGUAUGCGGAACAGGACAUCAUUACGGAGGAGGAGCGACAGGCGCUGGAAAAGCGCACGAUUCAGGAGGUGAUGCGCGAGGUGUGCGUGUACGUGGAGGUACGUUCCGGGACGGACAAUCGGUCGGACGGUAUCAAGGAACACAUCGCAUCGCUCGGGGCGAAAGUUAACGAGCGACUCUUGAAGGACACAACUCACGUAAUCUUCAAGGAUGGAUUGCUUUCCACGUACCAAAAGGCGAAAAAGAUGAACAUCCCGAUUGUUUCGAUACUGUGGAUCGAGGCGUGCAAACGGCACAACUGCCUGAUGAACCCGAAUGACUUUAAAAUUUCCAACCUAGAACGGUACGAAAAUCCUGAUCUCUUUAAACGAAUUCGACGUCAAAAAUCGAUGCAACCUGGUGCAGAGGCAGCAGCUGGAGCCAAGAAACGCCCCAACGUCGCAGCAAAGACAAAGGCAGCCCCCGUGGCUCCAGUGAUAUCUCCACCGGCGAAGCUCCCGGUGCUGCAUCGGAUCCGGAAAGACGAUCGUCUAGAGCGCAUACUGAGCGAUUUUGAAGCAGAAAAUCAAAUCGACAGUUCGGCCGACGGUCCGAUCGAUGAGUACGAUCAGAUGCUUCAGGCGGCUCCCAUGCGCUUGCUGGAACGCUUCCGAUCUACACCGACACCGAUGGAAAGGGAUGAGGAUAAUCCGACCUCAGCCACUACACCAACCACUUCCUUCGGCACCAAUGCGGCCAGAGAGGAGCAAACACCACAGGAAGCGAACAACGAAACGCUUACACGUCGAGCUCUUUUCCCCGGAUCUGGAACGAAGCCACGAUCUUCCGGCACUCCCCGAGGGCGUCGCAAGACGGUAAUGUUUACCCCGCAAAUGACGAAUGUAGAAGAGGAGCAAACCGUGGCCGACACCAACUGCAAUGAGAUCGAUGAAACUCCAAAGCAGACUUUUCGUAAAACGAUUGUGCUACCAAAUGAGGACGCAACUUCCAUCGAAACAGAAAAGUCGUCAAACGCUUCAAACCGGCGUAAGACUAUCGUUGCUGCUGCUGCUGCGACUGAAAUUGACACGGUGCCAUCCACCACGACCACCGCCAGAUCCACUCGCACGCGUCGCAGCACACUCAUUCCGAGCGGAAAGGAACAUGUUUCUCUUCCGAAGGAUCAACAACCUAGUCUCAGUGAGCGUAACGAUCUCAACCAAACGGAAGAACCUAUCACAAUCAGCGAUUCGUCCGUGCAGCUUCGCCCUGUGCGAGUAUCUAGUCGGCGUAAAACGAUCGUCGCUGCAAAGGAAGCCGAAACUUCGGGUCCAGCAGUAGUCACACCAGCGUCUAACGUGUCGAAGAACAAACGUUCCCGGCGAAAGACGAUCGCUUUCGGUAAUGAGGAGAAUACGCCACCCGUAUCUGCGGCCAUAUCGAUGGAACUAACAAAGACUGAUUUAACGGCAAAGAAGGUCAUUUCGAGAGCACGUGGUACGAUCUGCUCGCCGAAAGACAUGGAAAUGUCAAGCAUUACUCGUCAGAAUCCAAAGGGUGUGAACCCCAUUGCCGGAGAACUGACAAAGAUAAACAGCACUGGAUCUGUAAUAAGCAUUUCAUCGGAAGAAGGCAAUCGUCCUGCGACAAACGCCCCUAAGGAUCGUCGCCGAACCCUGUUCAUCCCGACCGUUGAGCGUGCGACGGAUGCGAUCAUUAAGGCGUCACCGAACGAUACGACACGAUCAUCGCUGGGACUUUCCCUAAUCAACCGGCGUAGAACACUGUACACACCGAGCCACUCCUCCACUGCGAUGGAACCGCUGGAAGUGAGUGAAACACCACCACCGCUCACCGAUUCAUUCCACCAACAGUCGGACUCACGUCAGACGCAUGCCGAUGGCAGCAGUAUCGUCAAUCGACCGAAUCCUACCUCCAGCUCUACGCCAAAGUGUACGGUGGAACCGCCGGAACCGACCUCAGCACCGAACCGUAGAAAAACGCUUCUCCAGCAGUACGAAGAUUCGCUCGUCUUCAGCUCAACGCGUGCACCGGAUCGUCGACGUCGUACCGUGUUUGACAUCACGAUGGACAUUAUGGACCAUCGGCUGACGGAAAUCAACCGUCAGGCGGCGGCAGCAGCAGCAGCAGCAUCAUCCAAGCCACAAAGUGAAGAAGCCAACCCCACAACGGAUAGACCAGCCCCCUCCGUGGCACCGGUUGAAGUUACCCUAAAAUCACCAACACCUCAGGCCAUUCAAACCUGUAUGGAUACGUACUACCGGAAGGCGGCCAAAUCGACCGAAAAAGCACCACCACCUCAACCGACCGAAGAACCACCCCGCAAGCGUAAACUGUUUAAUGUUCAAACAUCGGAAGAGGACAUAAUGCCGCGACUGGCCACCGUCGGGCGUAGUAAUAAAACACCAGCAGCGACUAAACGACGCUCACUGGCACCUUCGAGUGAUAUGAAAAGCCCGACAAGCUCGUUAACGAAGAAACGGCGCACAACGGCACUGUUCACGUCGCAAGCCGAACCUGGCCAGUGUCAGCCAGAGAAGGAAGGACCGAGGAAGAAUCUAUUCCCUGUUGGAAGAGGCCUACCAACGAUGGCAUCACAGUAUCCACCGAACGGUGGGCAGACACAGCAAAACGGUGGACCACUGCUUCCCCGUCAAUACCUGGCCACCACUAACCUGCACACCGAGCAGAGCACGUUCGUGAAGGAGGCCAUUGCAAGCCUUGACGGAUUCAUCAUCGAAGCGAACGUGUCCGACAACACCACCCAUCUGGUAACGCUCGAGCCGCGCCGUACGAUCAAUCUGCUGCGUGCGCUCAUCCGCGGUCUGUGGAUCGUGCGCUACGAAUGGAUCGUAGAAUCGUACCACACCGGUCGGUGGCUACCGGAGGAACGGUUCGAGCUGAAGGAGUUUUCCCGCGCGGUACAGCUGAACCGGAGCGAACGGCAAGCCUUCGGCAGCCAGUACCGCAACGAGCUGUGGGCUGACUUUGCCCCAUUCUGGAUAUCGCCGCGCUGUGCCGUGCCCGCGCAGCAGUUGCGCGAGCUGAUCGUGCUGUGCCGCGGAAAGGUGACCGGUAAUGCGUCGCGGGCAAAGUUUCUCGUGGUGGAACCGAACGAUAACGAUGCGGCACCGAUCGAGGGGCAGAUUGUGGUUGCCCCCGGCUGGAUUCUGGACAGCAUUACCAUCAACAAGGUAAAGAAGCUGUCGAAAAAGUAUCGCAUCGAGUGAUACUGUUUAUUUUAAAGACUGACUAU